AUGAGGGGACAUUUCUCCAUCGAGUGGCUUGCCCAAAGUAGCCAGGCAUUAGGAAGCAUGAGACCCUCGCCUCUCCCCUCUUCCUGGUCCUCUGUUGGACCCAACAGCACCUCUGUGACCCAACCUGAGAGCCUGCCUGGGUUCUACUGCCGACCGAGACCCGAGAAUCAGGAGAACCAGGCAAGGAGAGAACAGAGGCUCAACCCAUUCAGCUAUCCCUGCCUGGCAGGCCCUGAGAUGUGUACACAUACCAAGAGGAGUAGCCCCCUCCACCACAACCACCAAGGGAGGCGGCCACGUACAGCCUACAAAGCGGAGCAGAUCAACAGUCUGGAGACGGCCUUCAAGAGGAACGCCUACCUGGGCACUCAGGACAAGGCCGAGCUCUGCAAGAGACUCAACCUUACAGACAAACAGAUCCGUAACUGGUUCCAGAACAGGCGUAUGAGGAUGAAGAGGAUGGUCCAGGAUGCUCUGGCCCAAGCCUGCCAAGCUAAAGUAACAUCUCACCUGCUGCACUACACCGAGCUACAUGCCUACCGCCCAGGCCCCAACCCCACCUACCAUCACCAUCACGCAGGAGCCGAGGGGGGCGCUUCCACCCCAUACCUCCACAACCAAUACAGCUCCUCCAUGGCCGGUCCAGCACUGCCCAGCCUCCCUGCCACCCCCAUGGACUCUUUAUACCAAUACGUCAGCCUCCCCGGUCUGGUGAUGCCCACUCCAAGGUCUAACCCACUGAUGGGGGCCUACCAGCCUCACUCUCACCUGUGUUAG
Messenger RNA from Oncorhynchus nerka (sockeye salmon), 777 nucleotides. Its product is annotated as homeobox expressed in ES cells 1-like. Gene Ontology annotation, molecular function: DNA binding. Bases 1 to 777 code for a protein of 258 amino acids. NCBI's taxonomy places the organism in Eukaryota, Metazoa, Chordata, Actinopteri, Salmoniformes, Salmonidae. The record is from RefSeq and is a predicted model, not a curated record. The transcript has 3 exons.